This is a messenger RNA of Wyeomyia smithii (pitcher-plant mosquito), 1693 nucleotides long. RefSeq lists its product as uncharacterized. The coding region runs from base 549 to 1313 and encodes 254 amino acids. The transcript is spliced from 3 exons. NCBI's taxonomy places the organism in Eukaryota, Metazoa, Arthropoda, Insecta, Diptera, Culicidae. The record is from RefSeq and is a predicted model, not a curated record.
UAGAAACCGCUGUUUUCAAAGUUGUUGUCGUACAGACAAACAAUAAAGGAUGGGUUGAAGUAGUUCCUCGUUCGUGGGAAGACGGUGAAGUUUUGUGGUGGCCAAAAAUGGACCAAUCUGGUCUACAAAGUGACCCACACUCAAUUCCUGACGUGACCAAGUGGAAGAAAUAUACGAAUUACAGAGUGAAGUACACAUUCGCAACAUUUGAAGAGGCGAACAUGAAAGCGAACGAAGUUGCAAUUGCCAGCAGUGAAAGUGACUGCAGUGACAAAAAACCAUCACGUGAAGGAAGACAAAAAAAAGUGAAACCCUUCCUAAAAAAAGAAAGAUAAAAUGGAAUAGCAAGUCAUUGGUUUGUUCCUUAUUGACCAUAAUUUGAAAGCCGAAAGAAAACCAAUUUAUUCGCUGUUAAUCUGAAAAAAAAACGAACAACAUCAUUCGGAAUAGUUUACACCGCCUUACACUGGACUAACAAAUCAUUACUAAUUAGGGACGUAAUACACAAGCGAAACGGUUGUCAGGAAGCAAACCGCAGACAAAUCGCAAUGGGUUGUGCAAGCAGUUCACCACUAAUCAACGGCGGUGGUCCUGGCGGAAUUGUGGAAACGGCGAAAGAAACCGCCAGCAAGACUGCCGCCGAAGUUCUGCAGGCUGGAGAAACUGUCAUACAUGAGGCCGGAGAGCAUAUGAAGGGUGCUAUGCAAAAUGUGACGAACGAAAUCACCGGCGUGCUGGGAGGUGUUAAAAAGACCACCGAUCACAUCAAUGAACAGGAUCUUCCACAGACGAAUGGUCAAAACGGGGAUAGUGCUGAUUACAAGAUUAUCCCCCUUAAGGACACUAAACAAAACAGCGUCGACGAAAGCUUGGAAAAUUUCAAAAAUAAUCUACUGAAAAAGGCGCAAAGUUUUGGCGACGAUACGGAUCAAAUGGCGGACGAUAUUAUCAAAGAAACAGAAGAUCUCAUCCGGGACGCGGAAACUGGAAUCGCUGAUAGCAGUACAGAGAUGACCACCAGAAUUACGUCGCUGGAGGAUGGAACCAUCGAGAUACUCAACCUGGAAGGUAACCAAACUUACUCACCGACUCAUUCUAUUGCUAGUUUGAAAACCUCUUCACCAGAGCCAGAAAUCGAACGGAUACUGGACAGCGAGCCGAAGUGUCCACCUUCCCCGGAAGCCACAUUGAAUAGUAUGGUUUCUUCGGAUGGAACGGCAGCUAUGUCCGAUCCUGUGGCAAUCGUGGCCGAAAAGGAUAGUCAAAUGUCCGACCCUGGGCAGGAUCAUGGCGAUAGCAAACGGGAAGCGUGAGUACGGCACUGCUGAAGCGAGCUUUUUAAGCAAUGUACAUCAAUCACCCUGCUUCCCAUUGCAUUUCUAUUCGUCCGGUAGCAAAAGUGCCGCCGUAUUGUCAAAAACGCUGCAAUUUUGUACAAAUUUUCAAUAAAACAACACCAUUAACAGAGGAUAUUUUUACACUGUUCGAUACUAAAUAGCAUAAGAGCAACAUGAGUGUAAAUAACAGUCAUCUUAAUUUUUUAGUAAGUUUGGUUGUUAUUAUUACUGUGAUAAUUUCGUAAUACUACUUUAUGUUUAUAUUGGUUUAAGUAUUUUCCAGAGAUGUAAAGUGAAAGAAACAAGCUCAUAUAUUUCAUAACAACAAAUGACAUAAGAAUUUCCUUCAACUUUGU